CGUGCGUUAUUUUAUUUUUGUGCGGUAUUUUAGUAUCAGAAGUCAGAACUGAGUAAGCAUUGGUGUUUUAGAAUUUUACAAUUACAUUUUCCUUCAAUUUUCUCCAGCUAGCGGGAUUUUAGAGUGCGCUGCAAGUGGGCCUGAUUGUAAAUACAGCAUGCGAUACGCACAAUUGGUGAUGGGCCCCGCUGGGAGCGGAAAGACGACGUACUGCGCCACUAUAAUGAAUCACUGCAAAGCCAUCGGACGAAACGUGCACAUUAUCAACCUAGAUCCGGCAGCAGAGCAUUUCGCUUACGAGUCGGUAAUUGGAGAUAUUCGAGAAUUAAUUGGGAUCGAUGAUGUGACGGAGGACGAAGAACUGCAAUUGGGUCCGAAUGGAGGACUCGUCUUUUGUCUACAACAUCUCGUGGAAAACAUGGAAUGGCUGGAAGAAAAAUUGGGUUAUGUGGAUGAUGAUUACUUUUUGUUUGAUUGUCCAGGUCAGAUCGAACUGUAUACUCAUCUUCCCAUCAUGCGCGCCGUCGUCCGACAGCUGGAAAAUUGGGAUAUUCGCGUGUGCGGGGUCUUUCUGUUGGAUGCGCAUUAUUUGAACGAAACAACCAAGUUUUUCUCCGGAGCAUUGGUUGCGCUUUCAGCUAUGAUCAACCUUGAAAUACCUCACGUGAAUCUCCUAAGUAAAAUGGAUCUGCUCAACGACCAGGACCGAAACGUUAUUCAGAGGUUUUUGGAUAUGGAUACGCAUCUUUUAAUUGAAGAAGAGGAAGAGCCAUGGAUUAAAAAGCAUCUAAAGUUGACAAAGGCUGUUGCCAGUCUGUUCGAUGAUUUCGAUUACGUAUCUUUUCUCCCCUUUGAUCAGACGGAUGAGGAAGGAAUUUCUGAAGUUUUGUUGACCAUUGAUAGCAGUAUUCAGUAUGGUGAUGAUUUGGAGCAUAAAGAACCUCCGGAAUUUCUUACGAAUGAAGAGAUGGAUGAAAGGACUGACGACUAGAAUGGUUUAUUUCGGUGGUAUUCUCAACGGCGAUGAAAGGCUGACUUAACUUGCAUGUACAAGGUUUCUGGCUAUUUCUUUGUUCAUUAUCAAGACGAAUAUACAUAACAGAACUGCUAGAUCUGGCCAGAAGGCUAUAAUCUCUUACGAUAUAGCCAAUUAACGAAUAAAAAUGAUCGAAAACUUGCCGA
Paramacrobiotus metropolitanus is the source of this 1182-nucleotide messenger RNA. Its product is annotated as GPN-loop GTPase 3-like. The coding region runs from base 158 to 991 and encodes 277 amino acids. Gene Ontology annotation, molecular function: GTPase activity. The record is from RefSeq and is a predicted model, not a curated record. NCBI's taxonomy places the organism in Eukaryota, Metazoa, Tardigrada, Eutardigrada, Parachela, Macrobiotidae. The transcript has 7 exons.